GCAGAGACCAUGUAGUCAGUGAGUCCCCUGCCACUCUUUUUGCACUGUCAACAUGGCUCUGAGAGGUACAAUCACCCUGACGGCUCUUCUCCUCUGCUUCAUACUGGGCAUACUUAGUCCAGCUCCAGCCGAAUGUGCCCGUACAGCCUGCUGUACCAGCUACAGUAAGACGCAAGUGUCCUUCAAUCGCAUCAAGGGAUACAGAGAACAACUGGCUACUGAAUACUGCCGCAUUGAGGCAAUCAUUUUCUACACGGUUGCAAAUAGGCAGGUGUGUGCAGACCCAAAAGCUCACUGGGUGAAAAAACUCCUCGAACAACUCAGCGCAAAACUGAAGAACAUGUCCAAGGGUGGCUCGGUUGGAGGAAAAACUUCAGUGAAGAAAGCUGGAAACGCUUCAGGUCGUGAUGGAAGUGGAUCUGCAACAGAGGCUUUCACUGCUUAUUAGCAAAAACCAGGUUGUCACCUUAGACAGCUGGAAGUAAAGAAAUCGCCAUGCAGAAUUACCCAGUGUGCCUAUACAUUUGUUAUAAAGAUACUCAAGCAUUUAUAAUCAAGUUAACGCUGAGGGCACUGUCCCUUGAAAAACCGACAAAAUGUGUAAUGCCUUUGCUUUACUGUUUGCUCUUAACUUCUUCAGCCUCAGGUUUAAAUUCAGUACUCCUGUAUUAAAACUGUAUUAAGAACAGAUUUGAGGCAAAUGUUGAUUAUUUCUUCAGUCUCUCAAUAAAUCUUUACAAAAACA
Messenger RNA from Oreochromis aureus, 745 nucleotides. Its product is annotated as C-C motif chemokine 20-like. The transcript has 4 exons. Gene Ontology annotation, molecular function: CCR chemokine receptor binding; chemokine activity. The record is from RefSeq and is a predicted model, not a curated record. Gene Ontology annotation, biological process: cellular response to tumor necrosis factor; cellular response to interleukin-1; lymphocyte chemotaxis. The coding region runs from base 53 to 448 and encodes 131 amino acids. NCBI's taxonomy places the organism in Eukaryota, Metazoa, Chordata, Actinopteri, Cichliformes, Cichlidae. Gene Ontology annotation, cellular component: extracellular region.